AUGCGGCGUAGUCCUUGUGCUGAUUACUUCACAUCUCUAAUGGCAACCGCCGGUUUUGUUCGAUGCCGCGGUUUGAGUUCUAGCGGCCAAACAAACACCACACAAACUGUACACGUUCUCCAUAGCCUAUACCGUCGGUUGCGGAAGGAAGGUGAGGAACGAAAGAUGCUGGAGGAUGCCCUCUCCGUUAACCAACUCGAGACGAACAUUCGUAUCGGAUUACGUCUUUUGCAUUGCCACACACAGCUGGUGGAUUUGAACAGACAGCUGAAGGAGUUACCCUUUUGGCGGCUAGUGAGGCGAAUGUCACUUGCUGUUGCACGCCGUUAUUAUGCCUGGCGAAUUUUUUCUAUCCGGCUUCGAUUGCGUAGCACAACGGCGAUUAGCAACGCCCUGGUGUACACGCUCUUCCUAGUGGUUUGCUUUAUGCUCUACGAGAUCUAUUGCGUUUGCCGCAUUGGGGUGACGCGAGCGGAGGAUCGGUACAAAUCAUUAGCCGUCCCGAUAGUACAGACGUUUGAAGCCCUCGAGGAGGCGGCACGGCGACGAAAAGACAUCUUGUUGAAGGAAAUGGAGGGGGAUAUAGUUCGGCAAAGGAAUUAG
Messenger RNA from Trypanosoma brucei brucei TREU927, 603 nucleotides. RefSeq lists its product as hypothetical. The record is from RefSeq and is a predicted model, not a curated record. NCBI's taxonomy places the organism in Eukaryota, Euglenozoa, Kinetoplastea, Trypanosomatida, Trypanosomatidae. The transcript has a single exon. Bases 1 to 603 code for a protein of 200 amino acids.